GACGCACACGAAGUCGAAAUUCGAAAAAUAAAAAAAAUAUUGUGUUUGUUUUCAAACCUGUUUCAAACUAACAUACAAAAUAGGCUGUUGAUCUGACUCCCAAGCAAAUAAAAAGCUCUUCAAAAUGAGUUACAUGCUAGGACAUUUACACAAUGGGUGGCAAGUGGACCAAGCUAUAUUGUCGGAAGAAGAUCGAGUUGUGGUUAUAAGAUUUGGACACGAUUGGGACCCAACAUGUAUGAAAAUGGAUGAAGUUCUUUAUAGCAUUGCUGAAAAAGUGAAGAAUUUUGCAGUUAUCUAUUUAGUGGAUAUUACGGAAGUUCCAGAUUUCAAUAAAAUGUAUGAAUUGUAUGACCCCUGCACAGUCAUGUUCUUCUUCAGAAACAAACACAUAAUGAUUGACUUGGGAACUGGUAACAACAAUAAAAUCAACUGGCCACUAGAAGACAAACAGGAAAUGAUUGAUAUUAUUGAAACAGUCUAUCGCGGAGCACGAAAAGGCCGAGGUCUUGUUGUCUCACCCAAAGACUAUUCUACAAAAUACAGAUAUUAAGGUAUAUUGAGCUUUUGAUUUUUGGACAAUUUUAAUAGCUCUGGAAGACGCUAAACAUGUUGUUUAGAGAACUAGUGUCCCGAUUUCAGAGAAUCAACCAAAUUGAAUCAAUUUGAUUGAGUUUUGAGACAAAUAUUGUGAUAAUUAUAAUUUUUAAUAUAUUAAUUUACUAAAACCUU
Messenger RNA from Aricia agestis (brown argus), 732 nucleotides. RefSeq names its product thioredoxin-like protein 4A (gene Dim1). Gene Ontology annotation, cellular component: spliceosomal complex; U4/U6 x U5 tri-snRNP complex; U5 snRNP. Lineage: Eukaryota; Metazoa; Arthropoda; Insecta; Lepidoptera; Lycaenidae. Bases 125 to 553 code for a protein of 142 amino acids. Gene Ontology annotation, biological process: mRNA splicing, via spliceosome. The record is from RefSeq and is a predicted model, not a curated record. The transcript is spliced from 3 exons.